GUGAACGUCAUGGCGGCUCAUGCUAGCGAGCUGGAGAUUGCAAAGAAAAACUUAACAGAUGCAAUUGGAGAUAAUGUCAAACAUUAUUGGGCAAACCUUAAGUUAUGGUUCAAACAGAAGAUCAGCAAGGAGGAGUUUGACGUUGAGGCACGACGUCUGUUGGCACAAGAGAAUGUGCAUGUCCACAAUGAUUUCCUCCUGGCAAUUCUCACACGCUGCCAGAUCAUUGUCUCCACACCAGAGGGCGCAGGACCAUUACAAUGGCAAGGUGGCUCUGCUACAAAAGCUGGAAAACCAAAAGGGAAGAAGAAAUGUUCCUCUAGACAGAAAUUUGAUCAUCGUUUCCAGCCUCAGAACCCUCUGAGUGCCGCCCAGCCAUUCAGCCCACGGGAGAUGGGAGGUGAGGAGGAGGAGCUGCGUCUCAGCGCUCACACUCUUCUGCUGCCCACGCGGGGCCAGCUGGAGGCCCGCAUGAUGGUGACGGCCUUUGAGCUGGGCCUGGAUAACAUCACAGACGACGCUGUUGGUACCAUGAUCAAUGCUGUUGAGCACCACUUGAAAGACGUCCUGACCGCAGUGAUUUCCAGGAGGAAGGCGUAUCGGUUACGAGAUGGUCAUUUCCCCUACGCCUUUGGCAGUGACGUCACACCACAGCCUUAUCUGAAAAACAGCCUUGCUGCUUAUCACAGUGUGACUGAAUGUCCCCCUCCAAGCGCUUCUCUACCUGCUGGUCCACCACCUCAGGUGUCACCCGAUGAAGCCGAGCAACAAGCUGUUCAUUUAUUGGCUUGUUCUGCUGACAGUCUUUGUGCGCCCCUCCCACCAAUCAGCAUUUUUGAUCUACUGGAGGCUUUACAGGUUCAACACGGUGUGAUGCCCUCUCACACGAUGUACGCCCUGAACAUGGAGCGCAUCCUGACACGACUUUGGCACCCCAGCCACGAGGAGCUGGAGCAGGACCAUGUACACCGACAGCGGCUCGCUGUGAAGGAGGGAGUGCUCGUCAGCUGAGAACCACCGACACAGGACUGUAUAUGGAAAUCAUCAGGAACCAAACACAAACAUAAUCCUCAAAUGGAAAUGGAUGGGGGGACAGCGUGUCCAAAUAACUGAAAACCUUGUAAUAUGUGUAAAAUCACACCCUUGUUGCACAGAGAGAUAAACGAUAAGUGGAGCAAGAUGAAACAAAACAGUUGGACGGUGGACAUAGAGUGGACAGUCAGCUCCAGCUACAAGCCAGUAACUGGCAAAUUAUCAUUGUAGCUGCUUUAUUUUUUCUCGUUCCAGCAGUCUUUUUGGCAGUCCACCAAGCAUCACUUGGAACUUAAUAUUGAGAAUCUAAUUUGGUGGUUAAGUAUUUAAAGUAUUUAAUUUUAGGAAAUAAAAACAGCAGCUAUGAAUAAUGGACAGAAAAGUUAGGCUCCUGUCCAGGUCGCACAGUGUUGAGGUGUGUGUGGGUAAAAUGGAAUAUGUGCUGUUUAAAAAGCCUUAUUUAAUAGAUGGAAACAUGGCUGAAUUCAGUGUGUUCAUGUUGUCAGAUAUGCCCAUAAAUCACUUAAUGUGGUGAUUCAAAAGGAAACAGAAAGUAUCAAAUCACGUAGCACUGUUUAAGUGAGUAGUCAUUUAAAAACUAAAGUAAAAGAGAAGAAAAAAAAGACUUAAAAUAUUAAAGCAGGCUCUGCUCAUUACACACAGGUGUUUUCAUUUAGUCUGGCUGAUAAGACAUCAGAAUGACGAACAAGGCAUAAAUUGUCCCGUCUUCACAGGUGUGACAAAGAUGUCAAUCAAACACAGUCUGUACUAGCUCACCCUGUCCCGAGAGGCCCAAUCAAGCAAUAAGUGAGAGCACCCAUUGCUGUGUGUGCGUGUGUCGGGUUUUGAAAACUAGCAGACACACAGCUGCAUCCUGUAUCUUUCCCUUGUUGAACAUUUGUUGAAAAUAUUUGCUAGUUAAAGGUUUAAGGACUCAGUGUUGGUGGUCCACACAGUGCAUGUGUACAGAUAACUUUUUACAUGUCUUGGUGCACUUAAAGUAUUUCUUUCCCAUAUUUGUGAGCAACAUCUGGUUCAGGUUCAAAUGUGUAUAAAUUUGUAUCUUUUUUUCUACACUGUUUUGUGUUUGUAUUACAGAAGGUAGCUCAGAAAAUAAAUAAAAAUGCAUUUUUUUGUAUA
Messenger RNA from Scomber japonicus (chub mackerel), 2172 nucleotides. RefSeq names its product transcriptional adaptor 1 (gene tada1). Gene Ontology annotation, biological process: regulation of transcription by RNA polymerase II. Gene Ontology annotation, molecular function: transcription coactivator activity. The record is from RefSeq and is a predicted model, not a curated record. The transcript is spliced from 8 exons. Gene Ontology annotation, cellular component: SAGA complex. Lineage: Eukaryota; Metazoa; Chordata; Actinopteri; Scombriformes; Scombridae. The coding region runs from base 10 to 1011 and encodes 333 amino acids.